UUGCCGAGCGUUUGAAGGGAUUUAUUUACAUGCUGUAAAUGUAAAGUUUAAUUUUUAAAAUUCCGUCGUCGACCCAUAUUGGUCUAUAAAACAGCUAUGGACGAUAAAGAUCUGGAAAUCAGCUUACGUUAGCAAGCUGGUUAUCUUUCAGUCAGUUAGCUACAAUUGUCAGAAGUUGGCUAGUCCCAAGCUAGCUUACUACGUAGCUGACGUUUAGUACAGUGAGGGCAGGCUGCUGUUUAUUGUGAGCGUCUGAUCCACAUCUACAAAAACACCACGUCUGCCGAGCUGCUAUACCACCGUGUUGACUUCCCCUGGUUUUGGACACGAAGAGUCGGUUUGAGACACACCGGACCAUGGAUCCAUUUGACAGUAACAGUACAGAUCGAGCCAACCUGCCACGGAACAUGAUUGAGAACAGCAUGUUUGAAGAAGAGCCUGAUGUUGUGGAUUUGGCCAAAGACUCCACAGUAUUUCCGACGUUUCCGGCCCUUGACCCGGAUGAGGUGGUUUAUGAGCCUCGCAGCUCACGGCUGCUGGUGCGUGGCCUGGGAGAGAAUGACAUGGACGACGAUGAGGAGGACUGUGAGUCUUCAGCCCGUCUGCUGGGCAUGUCCUUCAUGAACCGCAGCUCUGCUCACAGAUCCAGCUCUUCCCCUUACACCAGACAGGCUCCACCCAGGUCAUGUUCAUGGCCCUCAGCCCGUACCAUGGUUGUCUGUGUGUUAGUCCUGGUGAUAGUGGCCUCCAUGACCAUGGUGCUCUACUUCCUACCAGGGUGCACCUUUACCAAGACGGGUUGUCCUAAGGAGAACAAAACCACUCCCUUUGAGCCGGUCUACCCUGUGUCCACCAAUGGUGAACUGUUCCCUUGGGCACAAAUGCGAUUGCCUCAAAGCAUACAUCCUCUCAGCUAUGAACUCACCCUGAACCCUGACCUCAACAACAUGACCUUCACUGGCAACACUGUUAUCAACAUGUUAGUGCAUCACAACACCAACCGCAUCGUCCUGCACAGUGCUAACCUCAACAUUACCAAAGCUACAUUUAAGCUGGGUGAUGGGAAGGCCAGUGAUGUAACUGUACUUGAGUACAAACCCAGACAGCAGAUAGCUGUUAAGUUCCCUGAAGACCUGAAGGUGGGCCAGCAUUGUGUUUUGAUUCUGGACUACUUUGCCAACCUGUCACACACCUAUGAUGGUUUCUACAACAGUUCCUACACUGAUAAGGAUGGAAACAAAAGGGUCCUGGCAGCAACCCAGUUUGAACCGUUAUCAGCUAGGAAGGCCUUCCCUUGCUUUGAUGAGCCAGCUUUUAAAGCAACCUUUAUGAUUAAAAUCAGUAGACAACCAAACUACAUGACCCUCUCCAAUAUGCCUAAGGCUAAAACCACACAACUCCCCAAUGGCCUCCUGCAAGACGAGUUUGAAAAGACCAGUGUCAACAUGAGUACCUACUUGGUGGCCUUCAUCGUCGCUAACUUUACUCCUAUCAACAAAACUGUCUCAGAAACUCUGGUGUCUGUGUACUCUGUGCCAGAGAAGAAGGAGCACACUGACUAUGCUCUGGACACAGCCUCCAAACUGCUGGACUUUUACAAUAAUUUUUUUGAAAUUAAAUACCCCCUUAAAAAACUAGACUUGGUAGCCAUCCCGGACUUCCUGGCAGGAGCCAUGGAGAACUGGGGUCUGAUUACCUUCAGAGAGACCAGCCUGCUGGUGGGGAAGCACUCCUCUCCUCUGGAAAAACAAGUAGUCGCCUCUGUAAUAGCGCAUGAGCUCGCUCAUCAGUGGUUUGGGAACCUGGUAACCAUGAGCUGGUGGAACGACCUGUGGCUCAAUGAAGGCUUUGCCACUUACAUGCAGUACAUGUCACUGCAGACUAUGUUGCCUGAGCUGGAUAUUGGUAAUUUGUUCCUGGCGGUACGGUUCAGAGCGUUGGACAAAGACGCACUCAACUCCUCCCAUGCCGUUUCGACAGAGGUGAACACUCCGGAGCAGGUGGAAGAAAUGUUUGACUCUGUCUCUUAUGAGAAGGGUGCAUCCAUUCUUCUGAUGCUGAACGCCUCCCUGCCAGGGGAUCAACAGUUCAGAAAGGGAAUCAUUCAAUACCUAACACAGUUCAGUGGCUCCAACACGGACACUGAUGACCUCUGGAACAGCCUCACACAGGUUGAGGUCUCUGCUCACCACCAAAAUGUAUCAGAGAUGAUGAGCUCAUGGACAUCACAGAAAGGCUUCCCAUUGGUACAUGUAAUUCGCAAGGGAGAUCAGGUGACCUUCACACAGGAGCACUUCCUACUCACAUCUGACAAUGCCACGCAUACUUCCAGCUUGUGGAAUAUUCCAGUGACGUAUGUAAACGACAGCUGCAGUUUGGGCCCUGAGUGCAGACAAGUGUUCACUUUGAAGACCAAGUCAGGGACUCUUAAGGUGCCAGAAAGUGUAAAGUGGCUGAAGUUAAACUACAAAAACACAGGCUUCUACAUCGUCAACUAUGGAGACGAUGGUUGGACUGCACUCGUAAAAGCCUUGUCCGACAAUGUCGAUGUUCUUACUAGUGAGGACCGUGCCUCACUUAUACACAACAUCUUUGCUCUCUCCAGACUGGGACGUGUGUCCUUCCAUCAAGUCCUCAACCUUUUAAAUUACGUGUCCAAUGAAAUUGAGACCUCUCCUGUGACAGAGGCCUUGUUACAGCUCAACAGAAUCUACCGGCUGCUCGACAAAAGACAGGAGCAAGAUCUUGUGGCCCGCAUGAGGGAAUAUAUUGUACAUCAUUUUGGUUCUCUGAUGAGUAACCAAUCAUGGGAAGAGGAGGAGAGUGUGUCUAAACAGGAGCUACGCUCAGCCGUUCUGGAGACAGCCUGUAGUCUGAACUACGAAAAUUGCACUCAGCAAGCCAAAGCCCUGUUUAAGCAGUAUGUCGAAUCCAAUGGGACUGUUCGGAUCCCAGGUGACCUACAGCAAGUUGUGUUCACUGUGGCUGCUCAAUCAAAGGAAGACUGGGAGACUUUGUUAAACAUUUAUGCAAAUGCCACCUAUGAUGCAGAGAAGCGAAAAAUGCUACUGAGCCUAGCAUCCACUCAGGACACCCGCAGUAUAGUAUGGAUUUUGAAGGCUGGUCUGAAGGGGGACUUCAUCCCGACACAGGAGUUGCCUUUGGUCAUCAACACUGUGUGUAAUGGCUUUGCUGGCUACUUGUUUGCCUGGGACUUUGUACAAAAUAACUGGGACCAGCUCAUAGAGAAGUUUCCUGUGGGCUCCUUUGCCAUCCAGAGAAUCAUCAAGGCCGCCACCUCGCAGUUCUCCACACAGGCACACCUUGAUCAAGUGCAGGGUUUCUUCUCCAGUUUGAAGGAGCGCGGCUCUCAGAUGCGAAGCGUUCAGGAAGCUUUGGAAACCAUCAGGCUGAACCAGGGCUGGAUGGAGAGGAACGUCCCUACACUUCGAAAAUGGCUCUAAUACAGGCACUCCAUCCAGUCUCCGCCCCACUAACAGUUGUCCUGGUAACUGGGGCAAGUCGUCAAGACAACCGCAAUGUUUGCACUAUUGUAGGACUGUGUCUCUUAACUCCCUUUAUCCAGGCCAGAGUACUAAUCGAAGCCAAAGGUUGUGCUCUACCUGGGUGGACAGGGUGUUUUAUGUUAUGACAUUGGUCCUGUGAGAUGUAGUUGCUAGCUCAGGGUGGCUCUGAUUGUGCAUCUGGCAGAGUGAUGUCAGAUGCAAACUCACACUCCUCACACUUUAUGCUGUCGACCAAACCUCUCCUCUGCAGGUCUCAUCCGAACCUCAUGCCUGGGCAGACAAUCAUGCUUUCAGAGAGCAGCGCUUCACCCACACUCCUUUCGCUCAGCCUGCUCUCAGGCACUUAACUGUGUGAGCUGUUUAAUGGCCACUUAUAAAAGUAUGAAGAAUGUCAUAAUUAAAGUAUGUGCUGUGGACCUUUUCUCUAUCAUGGGACAUUGAUGCAGCUGUCAGAGAUUCCUCAGCGAUGAAAUGUUGAAUUUACCGGUACUUGAGGGGAAGAAUUACUAUUAGAUUUAAACUAACCUUGCUGUGUUAUGCAGAAUCUGUGUAGAAAUAAUAACAGCCUGUCAUUUUGUACUUAUUCAUGCAACCUGAAGCAUUUACUAUGUUAGUAAUGGUUUGAUGAAAGAGGAGGUUGGUUGAUUAAUAGCUUAAAAUACCAAACGUGUUGACAUCAGUUGAAUGUACUGAAAAACCCACUGUGUACAGUAGGUGGCGUAUUGCAUAGGAGUGCAGGCUUAAAUCAGCAACCAAUGUGUCUUAGAUGAGAGCAGGAAGUACACACUGGAGCUAAAUGCUCAUUUCUUUCUUUCUCGCUUUAUUUCGCUACCAGUCACAAGCCCAGUUUAGCUCUGAUCAAACAAGUUUUAUUUUGGUUGCUUUUUACCUGCAGCACAGCCACUGUACAGACUCAUUCUUAAAUCCAGUGUGCUUGCCAACUUGUAGUUAUACUGUAAAUAUACUCAACCCUGCAACAUUUUCACCCUGCUGUUUUGGAUGUACUGUUUUAAAUAUCUUGACUUUUAAUAUUUUAAGAUUUGCUCUAUGUUGUGUGUAUAUAGAGUGUAAAGAGGAAAUGUAUACAUAGAAAUGGUCAAAUUCUUGUUACUGUAUUUCUUGAUUUACAUCACUGCAGGGAGGUUAUUUGCUGAUGAAUGUUUGUGUUUUUAAGGGCGAAUGUGCAUAUUGAAGAUACAAAGUGUGUAGGAGAACAUCUAUAUUGGGCAUGACGAAUCUGUCCAGUAAGCUGUUCCUCAUCAGCCAAAAUAAAAAAACAGGUUUAAAGUUACUCUGAUGUUAAUUAGCUGUUAACCAGCUGUGAUGCUCCUCAGAGUGAAGAGUAGCCUAGUAUUUAUUGAGAGGGUGUCUUUACAUGUUUCCCCGACUUUUGUUCCAUAAUGUAUUUAAUUACAGUUGUACACUCCUCCUGAGUUUCUGUCGUUGAAGUGGUACUGCUUACUUAUUCACUCCAUCACUGUCAUGAUGUUCAGGAUAAUUGAUCUCUAAUAGAUUUGAUCGUUUUGCUUUGACAUGUGUCAAGCUUUGCAUCUGUGUUUUUGGCUGUCACAUUAUAUUUGUCUCAUUUAGUGUAAAAACUCUGCUAGCAUUUACAAGUUCAUAUAAGAAUACCAAUGAGUGUCAUGAAGGACAUAAAGGAGGUAACACUCGAGUACAGUCGCGGAUAGUGGUACCUCCGGUCUGGUGAGGUUGUCAUUCCACACUGGUGAAAAUAGGAUGUCAGCAGUAUUGUCAGUAUUGCCUUUAAUAGACCUUUAAAUACACAUCUUCACAAAUUACGUUUAUGUCUCGGCUAAUUAUGAAUCAUACUUACUUUGGGAGAUGUUGGUCAGUCUGAUGCUUUCCAGUUCUCACCAAUCAGUUCAGAUAAUCAGCUUAAUUGAGGUUCUGGGAGAUUGUUUUCCCAUCAUGUCUUGGUUUGAAAACAACUGGACCAUGUGGACUCAGUUGCAAUAAACUUUUCAGAGACAGGUGAUGUCAUUCAGGUACAAUUUUGGUGGUUUUAAUGAGAGGAUUGUAGUACCACGCGUGCAGUAAACCCAAUCACAUUGUUUUUUUCUUUUUUUUUUUUUUUUUUUUGCACUGGGAUUAAAUGCUGCAGAUGCUUUUUAAACUGUGUUGCUCUUCAUGUGAACAAAUUAUAAAUAAAAAUUGUUUUCUGAAGUUGUUAGAUUGA
Scomber scombrus (Atlantic mackerel) is the source of this 5724-nucleotide messenger RNA. RefSeq names its product leucyl/cystinyl aminopeptidase (gene lnpep). Gene Ontology annotation, molecular function: zinc ion binding; metalloaminopeptidase activity; peptide binding. NCBI's taxonomy places the organism in Eukaryota, Metazoa, Chordata, Actinopteri, Scombriformes, Scombridae. Gene Ontology annotation, cellular component: cytoplasm. The transcript is spliced from 22 exons. The record is from RefSeq and is a predicted model, not a curated record. Gene Ontology annotation, biological process: proteolysis; peptide catabolic process. Bases 357 to 3464 code for a protein of 1035 amino acids.